AUGUAUAUGAUUUAUUUUUGCUUGAGAACUGGAUACUAUGAUGAAGCAAGAAAUGUUGCCUUAUCAUCCCGUCCUUCAAAUCAGUUUGCUCCUGUGCUUACAGAGUGGAUUAACACUGGAGGUAUGGUGCCUCCAGAGAUUGCAGCUGCUGCUUCAGAAGAAUGUGAAAAAAUGUUCAGAAUGGGUGAUCGUGUGGGUCGACCUGCAUAUGACAAGAAAAAGUUGUUACUCUAUGCUAUCAUAUCUGGUUGUCGCAGGCAAAUUGAUCGCCUGCUUAGAGAUAUACCAACUCUAUUCAAUACUAUAGAGGAUUUCUUGUGGUUCAAAUUGUCGGCUGUACGGGAUGUACCCAGUGGAGCCUCAUCUGUUAUAUUGAAUGAGGGUCUGGCACCAUACAGUUUGGAUGAUCUGCAGGCUUACCUAAAUAAAUUUGACCCUUCGUAUUAUACAAAGAAUGGAAAGGACCCUCUUGUGUACCCAUAUGUUUUGCUCUUAAGUAUUCAGUUGUUACCAGCUAUCCUAUACUUGUCAAAGGAAGCAGGAGAUGAAGGAUACAACAUUGAUGCUGUCCACAUGUCAAUUGUUCUGGCAGACCAUGGGGUCCUUUAUGAAGGUGCUGAUGCUGGACAAAAACUGGGGUUAAUGGAUGCUUAUGCAGAGGCAUUCAGCAUGAUUAGGCAGUAUGGGUCUGCAUAUCUACGUCUUGGUAAUCUCCAGAUUGCUUUAGAGUAUUAUGCACAAGCUGCUGCUGCAGUUGGUGGGGGACAGUUGUCAUGGACUGGGAGAGCUAAUGCCGAUCAGCAAAGGCAGAAAAGCUUAAUGCUAAAGCAACUUCUUACUGAGCUAUUAUUACGAGAUGGUGGAUUCUAUCUUUUACUUGGUUCAAGAGGUGCUGGAGAGGAAGGUGAAUUGAAACGAUUUUUAACUGAUUUCAAAGCAAGACAACAGUUUCUACUUGAAGCUGCUCGCCAGUGUCAGGAAGCUGGGCUGUAUGACAAAUCAAUAGAAAUUCAGAAGAGAGUUGGGGCGUUUUCAAUGGCACUGGAUACAAUUAAUAAGUGUCUUUCUGAAGCAAUUUGCGCCCUGUCACGUGGUAGAUUGGAUGGUGAGAGUCAGACUUCUAGCCUCAUUCAUUCUGGCAAUGAGAUUUUGGAGAUGGACAAAUAUUAUCCUGAAGUCAGGUUAUUUACUACCUUCAAUUUCCUUAUAUCAGUUUUAGCCAACUUUUUGUAG
Messenger RNA from Pistacia vera, 1233 nucleotides. Its product is annotated as nuclear pore complex protein NUP93A-like. The transcript has 4 exons. Gene Ontology annotation, cellular component: nuclear pore. Bases 1 to 1233 code for a protein of 410 amino acids. The record is from RefSeq and is a predicted model, not a curated record. Gene Ontology annotation, biological process: protein import into nucleus; poly(A)+ mRNA export from nucleus. NCBI's taxonomy places the organism in Eukaryota, Viridiplantae, Streptophyta, Magnoliopsida, Sapindales, Anacardiaceae. Gene Ontology annotation, molecular function: structural constituent of nuclear pore.